Molecule: messenger RNA, 5223 nt
Organism: Cavia porcellus (domestic guinea pig)
Lineage: Eukaryota; Metazoa; Chordata; Mammalia; Rodentia; Caviidae
Product: zinc finger protein 709-like
Exons: 4
Coding region: 148-1920 (590 amino acids)
Biological process (GO): regulation of transcription by RNA polymerase II
Molecular function (GO): DNA-binding transcription factor activity, RNA polymerase II-specific; RNA polymerase II cis-regulatory region sequence-specific DNA binding
Source: RefSeq, a predicted model, not a curated record
GUGACAUGUGUCAUUCUAAAAAGUUGCAAGUUUGUGUUUUGAAGAUGAAACAGUCAUAAUUGCUGAAAUGUGUUUUUUGAGGUUUUUUUACGUAGAGAAAAUUGUAUAGAAUAAACUGUCAUAGAAUCUGGAAAAAGUGGAGCUAAGAUGCACGGUUUGCUGCAGGGGAUGGAUGGAGGAGGCCCAAGUUCGCCAAAACUCUGGGGAGACAGGCAGGAGGUGGUGACCUUCGAGGAUGUGGCUGUGAGCUUCACCGGUGAGGAGUGGGCUAUGCUGGAUCCAAUCCAGAAGAAGCUCUACAGAGAUGUGAUGCUGGAAACCUUUACGAACCUGGCUGCUGUAGGAAGGGACUCAGAUGACCAGCAUGCUGAAGAUGAGUACAGAAAUUGCAGGAAACAUCUAAGAAGUGAAGAGAUAGAGCAGUCCUGGCAGUAUCAACUCUGGUAUCAACAAGGCAAAAUGGUUUCUCCGACACCUGACACAAAUGUGCAAAUGAGAGUCAUUGGUAUAAAACCACGUGAAAGCGUUUCCAUCAUUACAUCAAAUGAUGUGCAAAUUGGAGCAAGCAGUCACAGUGAAGUAAAUAUGUACAUACGUGUAUCAUCGGGAAAGGAAACUCGGGCACAUGAAAAACCUCACUUUAGAGAUAAAACCUAUGGACUUGAACAAUGUGGAAAAUCCUUCACUAACAAUUCAUUGGCUAAUGAUGCAAGAAGUCACUUGGCAGAAAAACCGUAUGUAUGUAAACAAUGUGGGAAAGCUUUUAGCAGAAGAGAUAGUUUGCGAAUGCAUGAAUGGAUUCACACUGGAGAAAAACCCUAUGUAUGUAACCAGUGUGGGAAAGCAUUCAGGAAAGGUAGUACUUGCAGAAUUCAUGAGAGAAUUCACACUGGAGAGAAACCUUAUAUAUGUAACCAAUGUGGGAAAGCUUUCAGCACCCGAAAUAGUUGUCGAAUACAUGAAAGAAGUCACACUGGGGAGAAACCCUAUGUAUGUAAGCAAUGCGGAAAAGCUUUAAGCACACGUGCUCAUUGUGAAAUACAUGAAAGAAGUCACACUGGGGAGAAACCCUAUGUAUGCAAGCACUGUGGGAAAGCUUUUAGCACAAAAUAUUAUUGUCAAGUACAUGAAAAAUUUCACACUGCAGACAGACCCUAUGUAUGUAAGCAGUGUGGGAAAGCAUUCAGCAAAGGUAGUACUUACAGAAUUCAUGAGAGAAUUCACACUGGAGAGAAACCUUAUAUUUGUAACCAAUGUGGGAAAGCUUUUAGCUCCCAAGAUAGUUGCCGAAUACAUGAAAGAACUCACACUGGGGAGAAACCCUAUGUAUGUAAGCAGUGUGGGAAAGCUUUCAGCACAAGUAGUAGUUGUCGAAUUCAUGAAAGAAUUCACACUGGAGAAAAACCUUAUGUGUGUAACCAUUGUGGGAAAGCUUUCAUCACCCAUGGUCACUGCCGGGCACAUGAAAGAAGUCAUACUGGGGAGAAACCCUAUAUAUGUAAUCAUUGUGGAAAAGCAUUCAGCACAAAAAGAAAUUGUCAAGUACAUAAAAGAAUUCACACUGCAGAGAAACUCUAUGUGUGCAAGCAGUGUGGGAAAGCUUUCACCACAAACACAGUUUGUAAAACACAUGAAAUGAUUCACACUGGGGAGAAACCAUAUGUAUGUAAGAAAUGUGGGAAAGCUUUCACCACAAAAAGGAAUUGUCAAGUACAUGAAAGGACUCACACUGGAGAGAAACCCUAUGUAUGUAAGCAGUGUGGGAAAGCUUUUGCCACAUACAGUGGUAUUAGAGUACAUGAAAGGACUCACACUGGAGAGAAACCCCAUGUAUGCAAGCAAUGUGGAAAAGCUUUUGCUACAUACAGUGGUGUUAGUGUACAUGAAAGAACUCACUACAGAGAGACUGUAUGUAUGUAAGCAAUGUGGGGGAGCUUUUAAGACUAAAAGGUGUUGUCGAGUUCAUGAAAGUAUUCACACUAGUGAGAAACUAUGUAUGUAAGCACUGUGGGAAAGCUUUCAGCAGAAAAUAUAGAUGGCAACAUCAUGAAAGGAGUCACACUGCAGGAAAACUAUAUAUGAGCACUGUGGGAAAGCAUUCAGCACAAAAGAUAAUAGGCGAAAACAUGAAAGGACUCACUGUAGAGAAAGCCUGGUUGUGUAAGUGAUGUGGAAAAUCUUUCAGCACAAGUGCUUAUUGCGGAAAAAACAUGAAAAAAUUCACACUGUGUAUGAAUUAUGUUUGCCAGAUAUAUGCUAAAGCUUUUAAUUCAAGAUAUUGUCAAAUCAUGAAAAGACACUGCAGAGAAAACCUGUAUAUGUAAGCCGUAUGGUAAAGCUUUCAGCACACAUGGUUAUUGUGAAACAUCAAAGAAUUAACACUGAGGAGAAGCCCUAUGUAUAUAAGCAAUAUAGGAGAACUUUCACUACAAAGAUUACAAGAUUUGUGAAGGUGUCCACACUUUGUAAAAAAACCUAUGUACAUUAGCAGUGUGUACUAGCCAUAUUUGAAUACAUUAAAGGACUCCCACUGUAGAGAAACAGUAAGGUGGGAAAGGCUUUGGACAAAACUUAUUCUAAAUUAACUAAUGGACUCAUAAUGGGGAGAAACCCUAAGUAUGUAAGCAAUGUGGGAAAGUAGAAAAAUACGUUACUGCCCAGUACAUGAAAAGCCUCACUGCAGAGAAGUCCUAUGUAUGUAAGCUAUAUAGAAAACCUUCCAGUGGGCCGGGAGUUUAGCUCAGCAGUGUAAGUGCCUGCUUGGCAAAUGCAAGAUCAUGAGUUCGAUCCCUAGCAAUAACAUACCCAAAAAUACUACUUGAGCUGGGAUUUAGCUCAACUGCAUAAAUGCCUGCCUUGCAAGCGUAUGGUUGUGAGUUUGAUCCCUGGUACCAAAAACAAAUAAACAAACAAAAAAACCAAAAAACAGAAAUCCUUCCAGCACAUACAGUCAUUAUCAAGUACAUAAGACAGCUCACACUGGGGAAAAACCCUAGGUAUGUACAGAAUAUGGGAAAGCUUCUAGCAAAAUACAUUACUGUCAAGUACAUGCAAAGACUCACUGUAGAGAAGUCCUUUCUACAUAAGCAACAGAGUAAACAUACCUGUACACUGAGUACACAAGAGAACUCAGACUGGGGAAAAACCCUAUGUAAGUAAACUGUGGGAAAUUUUUCAGUAAAUCAUAUUUUAAAAUAUAUAAAAAGACACUGUGGAGAAACCCAGCGUUUGCAGGCAAUGUGGAAAGCCUUUCGGCAUGCAGUGUUUGACCAAGAUACAAAUGGACUCAUAAGCUUUAAAUGCUAUCUAUGUAAACAAUGAGAGAAUGCAGUCAGUACAGAUUGAUACUGUGAAAUACAUAAAAAAUCUCACUUAGGAGAAAGACUGUUACUGGAAAAGCCUUUUCAGUAACAUCAUCAGUAUAUAAAAGGGAGAAUAAAAUCUGAACAUAUAAAGUGACUUAUACUGACAUGAAUCAUAUGGAGUAGAUCUUUUCUUGAAAUAAUAAAGCAUGUUGUAGUCCAACUGGUAUCAAUAAAUAGAUGAAAGAAUUUACAGUGGACAGACUCACAACAUGGAUGAGCUAUGUAGGAGUAUUUUUUCCUCACCUGAAAUAUAUGAAAGAAUUCUAAUGAAAAGAAAUCCAUAUUCUUCCAUUCUUCCAAUUGACUUGAAAUACAUGAAAGUACUUCCACUAAAAAGAAAUCUGGGUAAGUAAUGUGAGAAUUCAUUGAUAAGAUAAUAUCACAAAACCUACAGAUUCAGGAGGGUUAGUAAAAAGCAGAAUAUGAGAAAUCAUUUUUGCAUUUUUUAUUAAAUCUUGCACAGCACAGUAGAGUUCAUAAGAAUGUCCAUCAUGUGGGAACACCUGUAGUCAUUUUGGCUUAAUUCAUGUGGCGUGUUAGCACAGCACUGUGGCAGAACAUUAAUAUAACUGAUGUACAGAAGUUCUCAGUUGCACUGCAUCUAAGAGUGAAUAUUGUAUCUAUCGGUGUUUGUACGAAACUCUCAGCUAUAAUUUUCCUAAUUCUUUGAUCAAUUUUAUAUAGUUUAAACCUAAAGAUGAGUUAUGUUAAAAUAAGAUAUCAAUUAUUUCUCCAGAAAAUGCACAUGUGGAAGAGAUAUCUUAAAGUAAAAAUACUGUAAACUCAGUCUUAAUGGAGAUUUCUGGAUUAAAUAAUUUGAAGUUUACUUUUAAAAAUAUAUACUACAUUUAGGGGCUGGGGAUUUAGCUCAGUGGCAUAAGCGCCUGCCUUGCAAGCAGGCAGUCAUGAGUUCGAUCCCUGGUACCAGUAAAAACGAAAAAGACAAAAAAAAAAAAAAAAAAAGAAAAAAAAUAUAUACUACAUUUAAAUCUGUGCCUCCUUGUAAGCAGUGGCACAGCAGAUUCGUAUUGUUUUCUUAAAGUAGAUGAUAAUUGUCUUUUAUUUGUUAGAGCUGCAGGUUAGAUAUCUUGUAUUUCCAUACACACCAUUAGGUUCAUUAUUUUGGGUUUUCUUGUUUGUUCCUUUGUUUUCUCUUUAAGGAACUGUGCUCUAAAGCUGAGUUUCCAUUAACUGUUGUUAUUUUUCCACUAGUUUGUAUUUAAACUUUUGCUGUAUACUGUGCACUAUUCUAGUAAGAAUUUUAUAAAUGGAUGUCAUAAUUUAUAAUUUUAAUCCUAGUAACUUCCAUACAUGUGUUUGAGCGUGCAUUUGUUUCAAAUAAUAUGUAAGUUAACAAAUACAUUUUUAAUACUGUAAAAAUAAUAUAUUGCAACAUGAUUACAAAUCACAGGGAGUGCAAAAAUUUGUCCGCCAUUUCUCCACAUCAGAAACAUUAAUAUCAUGUGUCUAUAAUAUCAGUUGUUUUUUAUCAUUAAAUUUUACUUUUUAGGCUCAUAUUCCAUGAUUUAUUUUGGAAUUCAUUAUUCAAAGUAUAUCUCUAUUUCUAUGAGUCCCCCACUGCCAGAGACCAGCAGGACUAUAUAUUUUCUCAGUGAAAAUACAAUACAUUAUAAUUAACCUCUCCACAUUCCUUAAUGAUGAUUUUCGAUUGUGUGCAAGAACAUCCUCAGGAAUUUUGAUCCUAUUGAUUUUUGACACUAUUGGGUGCUUUCUUUUAUUCACAAUUUGUCAGUUCUUAGCUCUAUUUUUUCUAUGCUGAAAAUAUCUUUUAUACUUUGGAAAUACAUUUUUUAACUUGGAAAACUCAAAUCAGUCAUUAAAAAUAGAAAUUGAGUAA